UUUUCAACUCCGUUGUUUUCAUUCCUACUCUUCACACCUCUCUUCUUCAUCAACCUAUCUCACCUUCCCCUCUCUAGGUAUUUGUAUAUAUAUAUAUAUAUAUCCUACCCACUUCAUCAAUCUUUCAUUUCUCAUAUCACCCUUACAAGACGACACCGUUUCUUCCGCAAUGAAACCUCAUACACCUUUUUAUUCAUCUUCCUAUCUACGUGUCUCUGAUGACAUGCAAGAGGGAGAUCAUGGCAAGGUGACAGGGGUACCUGCAGAGUUACGCAGGGAUUAUUCUUCCGCUCUCCAUUCGGUUCGUAAGCAAAACAUGAAGCCAUGGAAGCAGCCGAUAGCACCAAUGCCGCCUGUUCCGCCCAAGGUGUACAAGGUAGACGCUGCGGAUUUCAGAGACUUGGUGCAGAAGCUCACUGGUAAGCCGGCGGCCUCGUCAAGCUUUCGCCAGCAACAUCUGAAAAGCACGGAGGCAGCGGACUUCACCCGGCCACCUCUCAUCGUCAGACGCCCAUUGUUUUCUAGAGCUAAUAUAGCAGAACCCCUGGCCCAGAGGCCGAUGUUUUCGUCUAUUUACCAAGGUUUACUUGCUGAAACAUCAUGUGAUGCUAAUAAGCUGACAAAGAUGCCAACUGCAGAGAGCAUGAAUUCUCACGGAGUAUCAAAUUUCUCAUCAUCUUCGUCUUCGUCGCCAUCUUCUCAGAACUGGUAUUCUUUCCCGCUUCUGAGUCCGGGAACUCUGUCCAGUCUGGAGCAGACAAUACACCUCUAAGAAUCUUCUCCACUGUUUGGGAGUUUUAAAGUAUCUUUCUUUUAUGUAUCUUAAGUACUGCAAACAACAUGAUCAGGCAACAAGAACGCAAAUCUUUUUUUUCCAUAACCAUUAAUAUCAUUAACGUUGUGAAAGUCUGGAUCAGAUAAAGCACUUGACGCUUAGGCCUCCUCUGUUUUUGGUUAUAUAUAACUGUGUAAGUGUUUGUGUUACAUUUAGAAUCAGUCGUCUCUUUCCAGGCAACACAGAGACCAGAUAUUGCUUCUGGGUCGCCAUAACCAAUUACUGUAUUGCUGAUCCUUUA
Carica papaya (papaya) is the source of this 1076-nucleotide messenger RNA. RefSeq names its product VQ motif-containing protein. NCBI's taxonomy places the organism in Eukaryota, Viridiplantae, Streptophyta, Magnoliopsida, Brassicales, Caricaceae. The record is from RefSeq and is a predicted model, not a curated record.